This is a messenger RNA of Prorocentrum cordatum, 2349 nucleotides long. NCBI's taxonomy places the organism in Eukaryota, Dinophyceae, Prorocentrales, Prorocentraceae. The record is from the annotation of a GenBank genome assembly.
GUGUGUAUUUAUUUGUGUGUCCUGGGGCCCUUUACAAAAGUGGCUCGGGGCUGGCUGCUCCAGGGUGCGCGCGGGCGCGGGUCUGCGCCGCUCUGGUCGCCAGCUGGGCCAGGCAGUUCGGAGCGUGGCUGUGCCAGGUGCUCUGCCGACGGUGUCGGGCACCCUGGCCGCCGGCCUACAGCGAGCGGGCGGCUUCGGUCCGUCGUGGAAGCGUGGGGGUGGAGCGAAGGCGCAGGCGGCGCUGUCGGGCGCUGCCCGGGCCAAGGCGGAUGGGCUGGCACGCCCACGGCACGCGCUGACGACCGGGCCAGCGCGCCCAGAGCGUGUGAGUUCGCGGGUGGGCCCGGAGCGCCCGGGGAAGGCUAGUGAGCGGCUGGGCCGGCACGCCCUAGCAGCACGGCAGUCGGGAGUAUUCCUGUUCUGGAUUCUGUAUGGAUAACCCACUGCAGAGCAGUGUAAAAUCACAUGGAAUCCGGCCGCUGGAGAGGGGAACGCCUCCUUGCGGAAUCCGGCCAGAAUUCGUGCGAGACUUCACGCGGGCAUCUGCGCGAGUGUGCUGCGCGUGGACAGCGGCAGUCAGCAACGAGGAGCCGGCAACGUAAGUCGAUGCAUCGCGUCUGCGAAGCGUCCGGCCUGACGUCCAGCCAGGUGAUCUCCGUGGCACUGCUCGCCGACCUCGCCGAGGCUCGCGGCCCAGCUCCGCAGUGCGCAGAAGCCCGACCGCGGCGCGGCGCUCCGCGCGCCGACGGUGGGCCCCGAGGCGGCCCCGAGGCCGGCUGCGCGGCUGCCCGGUUGGCCGCCGUGCACGGCCGGAGGGUUCUAUGCGUGGCGGCAGGCGCCGCGGCGAAGUUGACAGCGGGCCGCCUGGCGCAGCAGGCGCUGGGCUCGAAGGGCCCAGGCAUGGCUCAUGAGGAUUGCGAGAAGAAUCAGGACGACUCGGAGCUGUCAGCUCAGGCGAUCUCCUCUGGGCAGCAGGCGCGGGACCGUGCCGGCGCAUUCGGCCCCCUCACGAGAUACUUCAGGGACAGCUACUUGUCGGGCGCUCCGUAUUAUGGCCCCGAGUACACCCUGUGCGAGGAGGAGCGAUCACAGCGAGGCAUGCUGACGCACGACCUGUCGGGCAUCCAGAUCUGGGCAGAGGCGCUGGACCUCCGGAGCGCCGCGUCGGACAGCACGUUCGUUGUGCUGUACCACUACACCAGCCGCGACAACUUCGAGCACUUUGCGGACCGCGGCCGCGCCGAGGCCGAGAUAUGCGAGGGCCUUUCAGAACCAUGUGGAAGCCAUGGGCGAGGCAUCGUCGCCUCGGCCACCGAGCCGGGCCAGUUCGGCUCGGCGGCGGCGGUGCUGCAGAACUUCGCGGGGCUCUCGCCGCGGUGCGGCGACGACGGGGCGGAGUUCUGCAUCCCGAUGCUGGUGCCCUGGUGCUUCGCGAACGAGGUGAGCUCAAAAGACGCUCGCGCUUCUGCCGCACACGACGCCUGGGUCGUCCAACUCAGCGAGGACGGCAUGAUCCUGCUGCAGGAUACGAGCUUCGAAGCAAGGAUCGCGCUCGCCCGCAGGAGGGUGGCGCACUGCGAGCGGACGCUAGGUCCGACGCACGCGAGGACGCUGGCAUCGCUGAGCAACCUCGCCCUGCUGCUGGCAAACGUGUGGAAGCCCGACGCCAUGGAAGGUCCGCAGGAGGAGGCGCAGUUUGCCAGUGAGGCCGAAGACGGCAGGGAUCAGGGGGAGCAGGCCGGGCUGAAGUCCUUGACCGCCCUCAGCAACCACGCCUUCUCGCUGAAGAAGAUGGGCAAACUCCAGGAGGCCGAGCCGCUCAGCCGGCGGGCCCUAGAGGCGCACGAGAAGAUGCUGGGCCCCGUGCACCCGUGCACGCUGACGGCCCUGAGCAAUCGCGCCGUGCUUCUGCAGGCCACGGGCAAGUACAAGGAGGCCGAGCCGCUGUGCAGGAGGGCGCUGGAGGCGCGCGAGCAGGUGCUGGGCGUCUCGCACCCGGACACCCUCACAUCCCUGAGCAACCUGGCGGCGCUGAUGCAGACCAUGGGGAGGACCCGGCUGACGGAGGCGGAGACGCUGUGCAGGCGGGCCCUGAAGCUGAAGAGCGCGAGCCUGGGCGUCAGCCACGCGGCGACCCUGGUCUCCAUGAGCAACCUGGUCGCGGUCCUGUGCGAACUCGGCUCCCUGGAGGAGGCCGAGCCUCUCUGCAGGCGCGCGCUCGAGGGCCACGAGGAGAAGGCGGCGGCCCCUGGCAUCGCCAGGGCCCUCAGAACCAAUAUCAAUCUUACUGGCUCGGUGCCCGAACAUGGUCAGGUAUUUGAUGCCAUGUGCAAUGCGCAUUAUUUCUAG